AUGCAGGUUGUUGUUCAUGAUGAAGAUGAUGGUGAUGAGGAUGAUGAUGAUGAUGAGAAUGAAGAUGAUGUUCACAAGGUCGAUGAGCAUGAUGAUAACAAUGAUGAUGAGUUUGAUGAUGAUGAUGGUUUUGAUCAUGAUGAUCAUUAUAACUAUGAUGUGCAAAAAGCCAUGCCCUUCAAUGAUGAUGAAGCGGCUUCACUUCAAAGGAUGGUGAAUGAGGAUAGAGAAAGCCGGGAAAUGAUGUUUGAAGUUUCUACAUCAGGAAACCAUGCUCUUGUCAGAGGAGUAACACAAAACCCCGACAACAUUUUUGCUGAUGAAGAAGAACAAAACAAUGAACCUGAAGAGAACAUCUCAAAAUUUGUUGAUGAAAACACCAAAGAAAUGUCAGCUGAAAGAGAAGAAGGUACACAUGAAACUGAGGUUCAAAAUGAGGUGGUACUAGGAGAUGAAAAUGAAGAAGAAGCGGAAAAGGAGAUGGCCGAAACAGAAAACGCCAUUGAAGUGCAAACAGCUAAUGAAAACGCCAAGGAAUUUGAAAAUGAAGAAGAAGGAUAA
Helianthus annuus (common sunflower) is the source of this 561-nucleotide messenger RNA. RefSeq names its product nucleolin-like. The transcript is spliced from 3 exons. The record is from RefSeq and is a predicted model, not a curated record. The coding region runs from base 1 to 561 and encodes 186 amino acids. Lineage: Eukaryota; Viridiplantae; Streptophyta; Magnoliopsida; Asterales; Asteraceae.